CGGGAGCCGCCGCCGCUCACCUACAGACUGGGUACUCGCUGAGGGCGUCUGGGUACUCGCUGAGGGCGUCUUCCUCCGGCCGGGUUCCUAUUCCUUUGCCAGCCCUGUCUAACAGCCCUGCCUGGUUUCAAAUCGAGCCCCGUGAACUAACCCGUACCCUGCGACCCGACUCUUAGCAGCAGCUGGCCCCAGUGUCCACCCCGGCGAAACGGAGCGGCCGGGCUCCCUGCCUCCCCGACGACCGCGAUGCCGAACGUGCAGCUGCCGCCCAAGGAGAGCAACCUUUUCAAACGCAUCUUGAAAUGUUAUGAACAGAAGCAAUACAAAAAUGGCCUCAAGUUUUGCAAGAUGAUUCUUUCAAACCCCAAAUUUACUGAACACGGAGAGACUUUGGCUAUGAAAGGAUUAACAUUGAACUGUUUAGGAAAAAAAGAAGAAGCAUAUGAAUUUGUUCGUAAAGGACUUCGUAAUGAUGUCAAGAGUCAUGUCUGUUGGCAUGUAUAUGGACUCUUGCAGCGUUCUGAUAAAAAAUACGAUGAAGCUAUUAAAUGUUAUCGAAAUGCCCUCAAAUUAGAUAAAGAUAAUUUGCAAAUUUUGAGGGAUCUCUCUCUGUUGCAGAUCCAAAUGAGAGACCUUGAAGGUUACCGAGAGACAAGGUAUCAGCUUCUUCAGUUGCGUCCAACACAGAGGGCUUCCUGGAUUGGAUAUGCUAUUGCAUACCAUCUGUUGAAAGAUUAUGAUAUGGCACUAAAACUCUUGGAAGAAUUCAGACAAACCCAGCAAGUCCCACCCAAUAAAAUAGACUAUGAAUAUAGUGAACUGAUAUUGUACCAGAAUCAAGUGAUGAGGGAGGCAGAUCUGUUUCAGGAAUCUUUGGAGCAUAUAGAAACAUAUGAGAAACAAAUAUGUGAUAAACUUUUGGUGGAAGAAAUCAAAGGGGAAAUGCUGUUGAAAUUGGGACGAUUAAAAGAAGCCAGUGAAGUAUUCAAAAACUUGAUUGAUCGGAAUGCAGAAAAUUGGUGUUAUUAUGAAGGCUUGGAAAAAGCUCUGCAACUUAGCACUUUAGAAGAGAGGCUUCAAGUUUAUGAAGAAAUUAGUAAGCAGCACCCCAGAGCAAUUUCACCUAGAAGAUUAUCUUUGAAUCUUGUCCCAGGUGAAAAAUUUAGAGAACGAAUGGAUAAGUUCCUGAGGGUUAACUUCAGUAAAGGUUGUCCACCCUUGUUUACUACUUUGAAAUCUUUAUAUUACAAUACAGAAAAGGUUUCUAUAAUCCAGGAGCUAGUUACUAAUUAUGAAGCCUCUCUUAAAAUGUGUGACCUUUUUAGUCCUUAUGAAAAAGGAGAGAAGGAACCCCCAACGACACUACUCUGGGUUCAGUAUUUCCUGGCACAGCACUUUGAUAAACUUGGGCAGUAUUCUUUGGCUUUAGAUUAUAUUAAUGCUGCAAUUACUAGUACUCCAACACUAAUAGAAUUAUUCUAUAUGAAAGCAAAAAUUUAUAAGCAUAUAGGUAAUCUUAGAGAAGCUGCAAAGUGGAUGGAUGAAGCACAGUCUUUGGACACAGCUGAUAGAUUCAUCAAUUCCAAAUGUGCAAAAUAUAUGCUACGAGCAAAUAUGAUAAAAGAAGCAGAGGAAAUGUGUUCCAAGUUUACAAGGGAAGGAACAUCUGCUAUGGAAAAUCUAAAUGAAAUGCAGUGUAUGUGGUUUCAGACAGAAUGCAUUUCAGCUUAUCAGCGUUUGGGGAGAUACGGGGAUGCUUUGAAAAAAUGCCAUGAAGUGGAAAGGCAUUUUUUUGAGAUAACCGAUGAUCAAUUUGACUUCCAUACAUACUGCAUGAGAAAGAUGACCCUUCGUGCCUAUGUUGAUCUUUUGAGAUUAGAAGAUGUACUCAGAAGACAUACCUUCUAUUUCAAGGCUGCUAGAUCAGCAAUUGAAAUAUACUUGAAAUUGUAUGACAGUCCCUUAGCCAAUGAAAGCAAACAACAAGAAAUAAAUUCAGAAAACUUGUCAGCUAAAGAAUUGAAGAAAAUGCUCAGCAAGCAGAGAAGAGCUCAGAAAAAAGCUAAAUUAGAAGAAGAGAGAAAGCAUGCAGAAAGGGAGCGUCAACAAAAAAAUCAAAAGAAAAAAAGAGAUGAUGAAGAAGAAGAAGCCAAUAGUCUUAAGGAAGAACUUAUCCCUGAAAAAUUGGAAAGGAUAGAAAAUCCACUAGAAGAAGCUAUCAAGUUCCUUAUUCCUCUUAAGAACCUUGUUGCUGAUAACAUUGACACUCAUCUAUUAGCAUUUGAAAUAUAUUUUAGAAAAGGCAAGUUUCUGUUAAUGCUGCAGUCUGUCAAACGAGCUUUUGCCAUCAAUAGUAAUAAUCCAUGGUUACAUGAAUGUUUAAUUAGGUUUUCUAAAUCUGUGUCUAAUCAUAGUAAUCUUCCAGACAUUGUGAGCAAAGUUCUUUUUCAAGAAAUGCAAAAAAUAUUUGUCAACAAGGAUUUGGAAAGUUUUAAUGAGGAUUUUCUGAAACAUAAUGCUACCUCUCUUCAGCAUUUACUUUCAGGUGCUAAGAUGAUGUAUUUUCUGGAUAAGUCAAGACAGGAGAAAGCAAUUGCUAUUGCUACUAGAUUAGAUGAAACUAUUAAAGAUAAAAAUGUAAAGACUUUAAUAAAGGUUUCUGAGGCACUGCUUGAUGGCAGCUUUGGGAAUUGUAAUUCCCAAUAUGAAGACUACAGAACGGCCUGUCAUAACUUGCUUCCUUUUACGUCAGCUUUCCUGCCUGCUGUGAAUGAAAUUGAUGGCCAUAGUGCUGCACUAAACCAUACAGCUAACUAUGAUGUCUUGGCAAAUGAAAUUUGAAAUCUCAUUAAAAAUUGACUCCUACACACCCAAAUAAAUUCAGAUGAGAGUUUCUUUUCCAGGGUCUUAAUAUAGACAUGAAAUGAGAGAAUUGGAAUUUCUAAAUGGAGUAUUCUACGAGCUUAUUUUAUUUAUCGACUGCCAAUUUGCAUAAAUAUUUGUUAAAAUUACCUGUUUAUACUUGUACAGUUUCUUAAAUUCUCAAAUCAUUGUCAUUGUGAUAGGUGCUGUCAUUUCUAUAUCACUCAUAAGAUAAUUUCUUAUUAACCUAAGUUGUGUAUAGCCCCACUGUAUUCUUUAGAUCCUGGUUUCAAAACCUAAGUUUUGAUCUCUUCUGGUUUGUCUUAAUUGUUUAUUUGCUUAUUUUUUAACUAAAGCACCUCAGUCUUAAAGUGUUAAUUGUGUAUUAACAAUAUGGAACUCUUCUUGACAGACAUUAGAUACAGUUAAAAAUUUAACUUGCCCUUUUUCCUCAUUCUUUUCAUGAUUACCAUUUCAAUAUUCAUGAAAAUGAUACUUUUUAGUUGAAUGAGGAUACUCCAGGUUUAUGUAGGUGAUUGAGAUGUGGAGAUUGGUUUGCCUUGGUAAUGGAAAUCCACUAGUAAUUUGUUGCAUGUGAUAGGCCAAUUUUAAAGACCCACAGACAAGAAUUAUGCUUUCCUGACUAAGUUGUUUUAUGUGUUAAUAAACAUUUAUAUCUAAGUGGUGUGCUUCAAGGGCGGAUGAUAGAGAGUAUUAUAAAUUAUAAUGAAAUAUCCUUACUCUUAACAGCCAUACAUUGUCUAAAUACAUUCUUAUGUCUGUAAAAUGAGAAUUUAAACUGUCAUUAGUUUAAUACAUAGCAUUCUUGAACAGCUUUUUGUCUCAUGUACAGAAGGCUGUAAUAAAUGCAAUAUUUCAAUAUUUUGUUCCAGAACUGUAAAUAUCUAUAAUAUUAAUACUUCCCUUUAAAGCAAACAAAUGUAAGAAGGGAGGUUUUAUUUAGACAAACAGUUCUAAUUAAAAUGAGUUCACUCUAAGCUGUUAGAUUCAGACUUGGGGGAAAAACUGUAAAAUAAUGCCACCCUGAAUAAUGCAGUAAUAAAUUAU
Condylura cristata (star-nosed mole) is the source of this 3930-nucleotide messenger RNA. RefSeq names its product N(alpha)-acetyltransferase 16, NatA auxiliary subunit (gene NAA16). The transcript is spliced from 20 exons. Gene Ontology annotation, molecular function: protein-N-terminal amino-acid acetyltransferase activity; protein binding. The coding region runs from base 247 to 2841 and encodes 864 amino acids. Gene Ontology annotation, biological process: N-terminal peptidyl-methionine acetylation. The record is from RefSeq and is a predicted model, not a curated record. Lineage: Eukaryota; Metazoa; Chordata; Mammalia; Eulipotyphla; Talpidae. Gene Ontology annotation, cellular component: NatA complex; cytoplasm.